Pollicipes pollicipes is the source of this 574-nucleotide messenger RNA. RefSeq lists its product as uncharacterized. The coding region runs from base 98 to 574 and encodes 158 amino acids. The record is from RefSeq and is a predicted model, not a curated record. Lineage: Eukaryota; Metazoa; Arthropoda; Thecostraca; Pollicipedomorpha; Pollicipedidae. The transcript is spliced from 3 exons.
CACCGGAGCACCGCCGGAGCACGCCGGAGCACCACAGACCGCGCCCGUCGCCCGCGGGCCGACCAGGGCCGCCAGGCAGGCGGACCUCUGAGCGGCGAUGCGCGGUGUGCAGGGCGCAGCGCUGCGCCGCCAGCGCAGCCGCCUGGAGGCACAGCAGCGGCGCGGCACGAGCCUCUCGCUGGAGGGCGCCACCGAGCAGCUGCGCCGACCAUCCACACAGUCGCUGGCGCAGCCCAGCGGCCUCAUCUGGGGCAUCACACUCUUCCACAUUGGCCUGGUGUUCCUCGUCAUCGGCUUCCUCAUGGUCAUUACGGCCAUGAUCCCCGGCUACAUGGAGAAGGCCGAGGCGUACGACCUCGUCGGCACCGGCACGUUCUUCGUCGUGCUCGGCGGCGUGCUGACGCUCAUCAACCGCGUCAUCACGCGGCGCGAGGAGGACUCGCUCGGCAAGUACGUCACGGGCCGGCUGGCGCGCUCGCGCAGCGGCGGCCGCCUCGCGAAGGACGCGAACGGCGCGCGAGCACCGGCGGCUGGGAACGACGGCGCGCAGAAGACGGCGGCGCCGAAGGUGUAG